AAAAGUCCGCCGUUUAUUUUCCCUCAAGAAGAGUUUCGGUGUAUGCGUUCAAUAGUGGUCCAACAGCUCUGCGGAUCGCAGACUCGCUAUCGAGCCAUUGAGCCUCAAAUCUCGGGAAGCUCGAGGCUAAUUCGGAGCCGCGCGCGUAGCUCGUACGAGACCCGUGCGCGACGGCGCGCCAGACGCAUCUUUACGAGAGCGCGACAGACACGCACGACGAGGAAAACGCGCGACGUCUCGGGGAACACCCGCGGAGACGGUGCGGAAGGUGGACGGAGGAGGACCAGCGCGUGGAAGAGGGAACGAAGAGAGGAGAGUCGCGCAGGCGCCGAUCCAACGCGUGGAGAACGCUCGUCGUCCGCGUGGCGCGAGUUAGAACUCGACUUGGUGCUUUUAGUCUUGUCCCGUCCCUUCGUCCAUCCUCGUCCUUGCCGGGCGAGAGAGUAGCCCCCGCGGCGGAGCAUCGUCAGAGAGGAAGUAUGCGCCCGGUGCCUGGACCGGUUGCGGCAACAAGGACGCGAAGUCGAGGGGGAUUCCGCCUGAUCCGCUGACCGAGCCGGCGAGCCGUUCGCCAGCGAUGAAGAGGAACACGCGUCGCCCCCACGUGCCUUCCACGGGUUCGCAGCAGCGCGGCGAAGUGAAAGUUCAUUGACGAUGCUUCUGACAAAAGUCUUCAAUGAGUAUCUUCGACUAGAAGAUCGUCUUUCCGGCGCACAUCUACCCACGCAUUCACGAAGAUUGACAUUUAAAUUAAAAGGGAAAAUGAUAAGAAAACAAUCUUCCCUCUGAAGAUGUUGUAAUCUGAAGAAAAAUCUGGAAACUGUAGAUUAUCGAGUAUCGAUCGAUGUGCCUGAUUGCGACAUGUCGCAGAAGAUUUUAUCCCGCAGGGAGAUACUCUCGGCCGAGACGAAUGACCCUCGCAACUCGAAGAGGAGCACCCGCGCUCUAAGUCGAUGGCGCAUUCUCGCCAGGGCGCUGACAGGCUCGCCGGAGCCGGUCGGCAGCGAGUCCGACGAGGAGGUGUCGGUGAGACGGUUCACCAGCUUCGGCCUGCUCAAGUGCGCGCUGCUGGAGAACAUGCUGACGGACGGCGAGUCCAGCUGGUGCGAGUACUCGACCCAGCUGGACGGCCGGCCGUACAACGUUCAGAUACGCAGGAUAAACAAGUGCUUCACGGCGAGCGAGCUGAUCGGCUUCAACAAUACCGGCAACGUGUGCGUGUGGCCGUCCGAGGAGUGUCUGGCUUACUAUCUGCUGAGGAAUCGCGGCCUGUGCCGGAAUCGGAACGUCCUUGAACUCGGCGGCGGGAUGAGCUGCCUGGCCGGCGUCCUCGCCGCCAAGUACUGCAAUCCCAGCACCGUCACCCUCACGGACGGCAACGUGACCAGCGUCGACAACGUGCGCUGCAUCGUUGCCCGAAACGACAUGGCGCAUCUGGUGGAGUGCGGGGUUGUCCAGUGGGCCCAAGCCGCCCGAGCCCUUCGGCAGACGGCGGCGAUCAACGGUAACCGCGUUAAGACCCGGACGGCCGACGACGACGAGGACGCUCGACUGCCGUCGGGUCUCUACGACGUGAUCCUGAGCGCCGACUGCCUCUUCUUUGACGACGCCCGUCUGGACCUGGUGGAGACGAUCUACGGCUGGCUGACCGACGACGGGGUCGCCCUGGUGAUGGCGCCCAGGCGCGGCACGACAUUCCAGAAGUUCGCCGAGGCGUCGAUCAAGCGCGGCUUCAUAGCGCGCCAGACCGAACGGUACGACGACCAGGUGUGGUCGAGGCAUCUGGAGCUGCUGGAGAACAGUCCAGAGUACUGUCCGGAUCUCCACUACCCGGUGCUGCUGGAGCUCACCAAGCAGAAGAAGACGCCGCCCGGAUGAUCGGGCUCGAUCGACAAGGACGACGAGGACGACCGACCGGACGAGAGUCUCAGCGAGGAAUAAAAACAUGUUUCUGAAAUUCUGAACAUGUUUCUCUUUUUUAAAUAUGUAUACGCUUCGCUCGCACGCGCGAUUAUAGAAUUAUUACGAGGGAAAUGAAUGUAUCGCUUCCGAGAGAUGAAGAUGCGCUGUAAUGGGAUGUAAAGAUGCAUAAAGCUGUCUUUAUGUCGCCCAGCAAUGUCAAGGUCGAUUUUUUAUUAGUGCGUCGUCUGAUGAAACGUUUAGCGGUCACAUUCGCUCGCAGAUCGAUCUUCCGCUCGUACGCAUCGUUCCACAUCGUCGCUGCUAUCGGAAAAGUUUCCAUAAGGGAAGUAUUAUGCGCAACGUGCGAGAAUCGCUCGCCGAGCUCUCUUUAACAUGCCUGACCUUCCCUCCUUUCCCCAUUAAUUAACCCAUGGAUGUUUUACGGUGGAUACCCGACAUUUUAUGAAUGAACGCGUAUCUGAAAGUACAAAUGUUAAUUAUAUUCGCGCUCUUAAUAUCGCAUAUAUUUACUUGAACUUAAUUACGUACGAUCAAUUUGUGUGUAGACGUAUUUAUUUAAAGGCGCGCCUCAGUAGCGCGAAUAUUUGCAGCAAAUAGGAAUGCGAAACGGUACAGCGAGCCAUAAUCCUCCGCUUUAAAUUAGUUUAAAAUAUCGUAGAGCCCGCAGAUAUUAUUCUCAUUCGCAGCAGGUGAAACUUCUGGCACCACUUUGCACGCGGCAUAUAACGGGAAAUAGGAAGCGAGCUUCCAAACGGGCGAAUAUAGAAAGUUUCGAAUUAUUGACUUCUACGAUGGAGGAAGAAUGUCGAACUUAAAGUUAUCUUGGAAAUAUUUAUGUUCCGAUAUAUACGUCGGACGACAGAGAUUACGUUACAGAAGAUAGGUUCUGAGGCAAAGUUUUCGAGGAUUAAUCGAUCAACGAUUCAAUUAUUCAUCGAGUUGAUAUUAAUCUUCGAAAAAAAACCUGUUUAUAAAUUACAAACGAUUUCAUCUGAUUAGAACGUGGCUCUUGAUAGAAGGGACUUUUCUUAGGCGUACCUGAUUUUAUAUUGAACCGGGUUAUAAAAACGUCGGAAGAGCGAUCGAGUUUCGAGUUUCGCGCAUCAAAGUGUCGUUUAUAAUGCGGCAACGUGAUACUGGCAAUUUUAUCAAUCAAUUAAAACGUCGAUACUAAGUAGAUAAUAGCUCGAGCAAUCUCUCGAGUUCCUCGUUCUUCGCAGCCGGCAGGACCAAUUGUAUAGACCGGAGUUAAUGUUUAGAUACAACCGAACCAUGACUCGUAGACUGCGAAGUCACUUCCAGGGAGUUCUAUUCAUCGCAAAACUGCGUUAAAAGACAUCUCCGUAUUCUUGAGUAAGAAAGGAAAUAUCAGUGUGUUACAGUUUACGCUAUUUUGGGUCCAAAUACGAAGCGAAAUCGGACUUGGAGCGGGAUAUUGUCGGUUCAGCGAUUUAAUGCUGGAUCCGAACACGCUAAUGAAAUAUCAAUUAUUAUGAUCGUUAACUGUAAACAGAUAUAGAUUGUUGCGAUCGAUACGCCGUAGCUGCAGGAUAAAUUUAAGGAGACAAUUCUUACGCGAGUCGAACUUUGCCUUAUUCGCGUUACAUAGUAAUUUAUUUAUUUAUUUAGGCAGCGUUUUUGCGUUUAUAUCCUUGCGACGAAAGAAUUCUCGUGAAUUUUCUAAGUAUCUCCGAUUAUGAACCUGUUACCUCAACGGACCAAUAUUUAUAGGCAUAUAUAGUUAAGUCUAGUCAGAAUUACCAAACGUACUUCCAUUAUUACGUAUUUUCUUACGUAGUCCAAGUGUCCAUGAAAUCUCUUUACUCGCGUAAAAAGGGAAUUAUAAUAAAUUAGAAGGAUUUAGUUGCAAAUGUUAUUAUAGAGAAUGGGUUUUUUUUUUUAAUAGAAAAAUCGAUACCUCUUUCUAGCGUCCGAUCGUUUUUGUACCGCAGUUCGAGAUUAAAAUCAGCGGACACGUUUUCCCGAGGUUGCUAAUCCACGUGGCUAGACUGGAGAAUUUAUGGACCCUUUGCGGCCCUAGAGGGCCAUUUGUGUACACGUGCAUUAUGCACGAGAGAAUCUCCAUAGUAAUAAACUAUUUUCACUUAAAAA
Molecule: messenger RNA, 4035 nt
Organism: Temnothorax curvispinosus
Lineage: Eukaryota; Metazoa; Arthropoda; Insecta; Hymenoptera; Formicidae
Product: calmodulin-lysine N-methyltransferase
Exons: 2
Coding region: 862-1878 (338 amino acids)
Cellular component (GO): cytoplasm
Molecular function (GO): calmodulin-lysine N-methyltransferase activity
Source: RefSeq, a predicted model, not a curated record